Molecule: messenger RNA, 2723 nt
Organism: Peromyscus californicus insignis
Lineage: Eukaryota; Metazoa; Chordata; Mammalia; Rodentia; Cricetidae
Gene: Mogat3
Product: monoacylglycerol O-acyltransferase 3
Exons: 7
Coding region: 1057-2046 (329 amino acids)
Biological process (GO): triglyceride biosynthetic process
Cellular component (GO): endoplasmic reticulum membrane
Molecular function (GO): diacylglycerol O-acyltransferase activity
Source: RefSeq, a predicted model, not a curated record
UGCGAGGGGUGGGGGGUGAAAUUAAACGUGGGAAUAGACAAGAAGCAUUUGUGUGUUUGUACAAUUUCGGGGGAGGGAGAGAUAAGCCACAGGGCAGGGGGGCCCCACUGUCCCCACUGAUCCUGGUAGCCUUGACCACUCCCAGGGACCUGCAAACAGAUUGCCUUCCCCGGGCCUGCCUGCCGGCAUAUCUGGGUCCUCCUGCCCUGCCUGGCCUGUAUGUGGGAGAUCAAAGUCUCAGGUCCACACUGUUGUCUGGGUCCCUGUGGCCCAGUGGGUGGGCUGGCCAGCGGCUUCUUGCCUGCUCCCUGCCUUAAUGCCUCAGUCACCAGGGAGGUGCUAUCCCUUUUCUAUACACUCUCUGUUCCUGCUCGGGGCUCCUCCCAGUAACGUGCCCAGACUCACUGACCAAGGAAGUUCAAAGGUCAGUAUAUUCGGAAGAUUUUUCUAAACCUGUCGGUGUAGAAAGAUUUUCUCAGGUCCCUCCGGCCCCCAGCGGUCCAGAGUUCUUCCGGUCCUGUCUAGCUCUGGUAGGGACAAAUCUCUCUCAUUUACAGCUGCUUAUAAAAUAAUCACUUAGAGGCUUAAUAUUAUUUACAUACUGUAUGGCCUAUGCAGGCCUCUUGCUAGCUAGCUCUUACAUCUUAAAUUAACCCAUUUCUAUUGAUCUAUGCUUUGCCAUGUAUUUCGUGACUUUACUGGUGUGCUGGCAUGUUGCUCCUUGGGCAGCAGACUGGUGUCUCUCCAGCCUCUGCCUUUCUAUUUCCUGUCUCUCUCCUUGGAUUUCCCACCUGCCUCUAAGCUGCUUGCCAUAGGCCAAAACAGCUUAUGUGUUAACCAAUGGGAACAAUAUAUAUUCACAGCAGGUCAGUCCAAGAAGGAGCCUAGAAAGUUCUGGGGCUCCAGGUCCAACAUCUGAUCACCCCAGAAGUGAACUGCGUCCUGUGAGAUCACAGCCCCAAACCUUCAUCCUCUGUUUCCUAGGUCCUGGAGUCCUUGUCAGACAAAGGGAGUACUGGGACCUCUGUCCCCAUAUCUCCUCUCUUCCCUCUCGCCAUGAAAACACCUCAGAAGCAAUGGCUUGAGGUGAUAGGCGCCUACCAAUAUGUGCUCACUUUUCUGUUCAUGGGCCCCUUCUUCACCCUUCUGGUCUUCUUCCUCCUUUUUACCCGGCUCUGGUCCUUCUCUUUUCUCUACUUGGUAUGGUUGUACCUGGACUGGGACACGCCCAACCAAGGUGGAAGGCAAGGCAGGUGGAUGAGAAAGUGGACAAUUUGGAAACACCAAAGAGAUUAUUUCCCGAUCAAGCUACUGAAAACCACAGAGCUGCCUCCUGACCGGAACUACGUGCUGGGUGCGCAUCCCCACGGGGUCAUGAGCACGGGAAUCUUUUGUAAUUUCUCCACGGACAGCAAUGACUUCUGCCAGCUCUUUCCCGGGCUGCGGCCUUGGAUCGCCACGCUGGUGGGACUCUUCUAUCUUCCUAUCUAUCGAGACUACCUCAUGUUCAACGGGCUGUGUCCUGUGAGUCGACAGAGUCUGGACUUCAUUUUGUCACAGCCCCAGCUUGGCCAGGCAGUGACCAUCCUGAUUGGGGGCGCCCAGGAAUCCCUGUACGCGGUUCCGGGGGAGCACUGUAUCACGCUAAGGACACGGAAAGGCUUCGUGCGCCUGGCGCUAAGGCACGGGGCCUCCCUCGUGCCUGUGUAUUCCUUUGGGGAGAACGAUAUCUACAGAUUCAAGUCUUUUGCCCCAAACUCCUGGCAGCAUCAGUGUCAAGUUGCCUUCAAGAGACUCAUGGGAUUUUCCCCUUGCGUCUUCUGGGGCCGUGGUCUCUUCUCUGCCAACUCCUGGGGUCUGGUACCAUUUGCCAAGCCUAUCACUACUGUGGUGGGCCGCCCCAUCCAUAUACCCCAGUGCCUCAAACCCACCGAAAACCAAGUGGAUCAUUAUCACCAACUCUACAUGAAGGCUCUGGAGCAACUGUUUGAAGACCACAAGGAGACCUACGGUGUCCCCGCUUCUACCCACCUCACCUUCCUCUAGACCUGAGACCCUGGACCCUGGGCCUGCAGACUUCCACCAUGUCAUGCUCCACUACUUCAUAAAUGCUAAUUCUGCAGGCGAACAUGUCCAGACAUGGCCAUCCCCAUCCCAAGGUGCUAUAGAAUGUCCCCCACCCCCUAGUCUGGGUCUCUGGUCUCUUCCCACUGAGUCUUGGCUGGUUUUUGUUUUUGUUUUAUUUGUUUGUUUUUGGUUUUUUGAGACAGAGUUUCUCUGUGUAGCUUUGCACCUUUCCUGGAACUCUCUCUGUAGCCCAGGCUGGCCUCCAACUCACAGAGAUCCGCCUGCCUCUGCCUCCCGAGUGCUGGAAUUAAAGGUGUGUGCCACCACCGCCCAGCAUCACCACCGCCCAGUGUUUUUGUUUUGUUUUGUUUUUUGACCUUGGAUAAGUCACUAUCCUAUUUGCCUACGUUUUUAUUAACAUAUGUUAAUUAUACACAAUAGUGGGUCUCAUGGUCCUCGAACGAUGGCUCAAUAGUUAAGAGCACUUGUGGUUCUUGCAGAGGACCCAGGUUGGAAUCCCAGCACCUACAUGGAGGCUCACAACCACCCAUAACUCUAGUUCCAAGGGAUCCAUUGUUCUCUUCUGACCUCCACAGGCACCUGGCGAGCACAGAGUGCACACACAUUCACGUAGGCAAUCACUCAUUCCCAUAAAA